Messenger RNA from Orycteropus afer afer, 806 nucleotides. RefSeq names its product receptor accessory protein 3 (gene REEP3). The record is from RefSeq and is a predicted model, not a curated record. Gene Ontology annotation, biological process: endoplasmic reticulum tubular network organization. Gene Ontology annotation, molecular function: microtubule binding. Gene Ontology annotation, cellular component: endoplasmic reticulum membrane; cytoplasmic microtubule; endoplasmic reticulum tubular network. NCBI's taxonomy places the organism in Eukaryota, Metazoa, Chordata, Mammalia, Tubulidentata, Orycteropodidae.
GUUUGGAAUGCUUUAUCCUGCAUAUUAUUCCUACAAAGCUGUGAAAACAAAAAACGUGAAAGAAUAUGUUCGAUGGAUGAUGUACUGGAUUGUUUUUGCUCUCUAUACUGUGAUUGAAACAUUGGCAGAUCAGACAGUUGCUUGGUUCCCCCUGUACUAUGAGCUUAAGAUUGCUUUUGUCAUAUGGCUACUCUGUCCCUAUACCAAAGGAGCAAGUUUAAUAUACAGAAAAUUUCUUCAUCCACUUCUUUCUUCAAAGGAAAGGGAGAUUGAUGAUUACAUUGUACAGGCAAAGGAACGAGGCUAUGAGACCAUGGUCAACUUCGGACGGCAGGGUUUAAACUUAGCAGCUACUGCUGCUGUCACUGCAGCAGUGAAGAGCCAAGGAGCAAUAACUGAACGUUUAAGAAGUUUCAGUAUGCAUGAUUUAACAGCUAUUCAAGGUGAUGAGCCAGUGGGACAAAGACCAUACCAGCCUCUACCAGAAGCAAAAAAGAAAAGUAAACCAGCACCCAGUGAAUCAGCAGGGUAUGGAAUUCCACUAAAAGAUGGAGAUGAAAAAACAGAUGAAGAAGAGAAUGGGCCAUACUCAGACGAUGAGAUGAUAACACACAAAGGGCUUCGAAGAACACAAAGCAUGAAAUCUGUGAAAACUGUCAAAGGCCGCAAAGAGGUGCGGUAUGGGUCACUAAAAUAUAAAGUGAAGAAGAGACCACAGGUGUAUUUUUAGCCAUCUGCACUUCAAAUAUCCCAAGAUAAAUUAUACUAAUACGUCGACUUCAUUAUUAAAUAUUAUACAUUCAGGA